This is a messenger RNA of Vanessa atalanta (red admiral), 2687 nucleotides long. RefSeq names its product tetratricopeptide repeat protein 27. Gene Ontology annotation, molecular function: protein binding. The coding region runs from base 302 to 2671 and encodes 789 amino acids. NCBI's taxonomy places the organism in Eukaryota, Metazoa, Arthropoda, Insecta, Lepidoptera, Nymphalidae. The record is from RefSeq and is a predicted model, not a curated record. The transcript is spliced from 12 exons.
AUUAAUCAUUAUUCUGUUCACUAUAUAAUGCAAAUUGUUCGUAUUCACUGUUUUUAUAAGUACAAAAUUUUAGUAUGACAAGUAUCUUGCAUCCUUAUCAAACAUAAACAAAAUAUACCAAUUGUCCUGCUUUUACAGUGAUAUAAACAUCAUUUGACGUUUCAACGUUUAUAGGUUAUGAGUUUUUUUAGUUUUAAAUGUUUUACAAAACGUUGUAUUGACCUGCUACAAAAUAUUAAAGCCAACCCAUUGUUUUGUUAAUUAAAACAAAACAAAAUAGUCUAAUUAAAUAACUAUUAAAAUGCAUUCAGAUAAAGAUACAUUAUUUUUAUGCAACUUCGAUUUCCAAUUAAAUGAUUCAGAUUCAAUAGUAGAGAAUAUAAAGAAACUAUGGUCCGGACAUUGGCUAAUAGAAGAUUCAGAAUUAUUAAAAAAAGUCAUUAGUGAUGGAAUGGAUACAGAUACAUUAGUAAAACAUCUUAAAAAUGGACAUUAUGAUAGUAACACUUUAGAGAAGGUUUUGCAAAUGGCAGUUAGUGCAUUUUUAACAUUUUGUGACCAAAACUGGAAUCCACAUCCCGAUGAAUUUCAUUUAGAACAGUAUUUUGGUAUUGAUUGGCCUGAAGAUGUCGAUGUAACUACAUACUUACAGAGAGAUUCAGAACCUUUGUAUACAAAUAUUUUAUAUCCAGAGUUAUUGUAUCUAUCAUCAAACAUUUUUGCAGCACUUUUUUCACAUGAUCAAAGUCUGCUGAAUUUAUGGUGGUGCUUCAGAAGCAAAGUUACUCAUCAAAGAGCUCUAGAAGAUACUAGUGCUACUCUUUAUAAUGAACUUGAACUAUUAAUAGCAAAGUUAUGCAAUGAAUCACAGGCAUUGGAAAAUAACAGAUUAAAAAUUCUAUUGUAUUUGGAAAUAGCACAAGCAUAUUUGAUGUAUGGGAGAGUACAAAAAGUAGAUGAAUAUCUGAUAAAAGCUAGAGAGUUGGCUGGAUUAAAAUUGGAAUUAACAGGUAUUUUGGGCAAGCGUACAAAGUUUCAACAAGAUGCUAAGGCACAACUUGCAUUAUUCAGUAAACUAGAUGAAGACUUGGAACGCCCUUCAGCGGAACAGAGUCAUGGAAGUUCAGACCUUCCACCAGAAAUUGAGCUGCAAGAUGAUGUCAGGCUUAAUAAGAUUCAAUUCAAUGAAAAUAUUCUGCAGGCAGAACUACCCAGCUUGGAACAGACUCUUUGUCUUCUGACUGUCCAAUAUCUUCAAAAAUCUCAACCCAAAGAUGACCUGAUGACUGAAGAACUGCAACCAUAUAUCAAAACAGUUUUGUCCCAAAAGAAAGGACCCUGGUCUACUCGAGUGGCCGCUCUGUUGAUAAGAUGUAAACUAGAGGCCAACCACAAGAGAACAGUAGAACGCGCUAUGAUGCAAUGUGAGACAAUUGUCAAUGAUAAAUCACGCGUUUCUAAUACAAGCAGGCUGUCUUAUCUCUGGGCUACCGGUCUAUCUCCAGCUUGGAACUGGAAGCAGCAGCUGGCAGAUUUGUACUUAAGCUUGGGUCUCGUGAAGGCAGCUCUCGAGGAAUACUUGAAGUUGCAGCUCUGGGAGGAUGUCAUUGUUUGCUACACUAUGUUACAAUUAAGACAUAAGGCAGCGGAAGUGAUACAGCAACAGAUUGACAUCAAACCAACUGUGAAAUUAUUCUGCCUCCUUGGAGAUGCUACAGACGACGUGGACUGCUACGCCAAGGCGUGGGAAUUUUCGAACUUCAGAAGCAGUAGAGCGCAGAGGCAUUGGGGUAAUUACCUCUUCGAUCACAAGAAGUACGGUGAAUGCAUACCGCAUUACGAAAAGUCGGUUGAAAUUAAUUCUAUACAGGAGAGUGUCUGGUUGAGACUGGGUUUCGCAGCUCUUGAAAUGGAAAAAUGGGAAUUGUCCGCUAAGGCAUAUCGAAUGUACACAUAUUUGCAGCCGAACACGUUCGAGGCUUGGAAUAAUUUAGCCAAAGUGUAUGUGAAACAGGGAGAUAAGAACCGCGCGUACAGAGCGCUCAUGGAGGCGUUGAGAUUCAAUUACGAUAAUUGGAAGCUCUGGGAAAAUGUUAUAAUAGUGAGCAUGGACACGGGACAUUUUGAAGAUGUUUUGCGAGGCUGUCAUAGAAUACUCGACAUUAAAAGUAAAUUCGAAGAUAUCGAUGUGCUCUCUUUGCUUGCAAAGGUAAUUGUUGAAGAUAAACAAGAUGCCGACGGAAACAGUGCUGCCAGGUUAAGAAAACGAGCUCUGGAACUGUUCGGACGAAUCACAUCGAUACAUCAAAAUAGACCAGAGAUAUGGCAAUUGUACGCUGAUAUAAGUCCGACGUAUUUGCUGAAGGGACAGAGACUACUGAAAGCGUACAAAGGAUUUACACUGAAUGGAAAUUGGUCCAAUAGUGCCGAAACUUGUAUGAAGGUAAUGCAAUUGACAGAACUCCUCCUAGAGUACAGUUUAAAAGCAAGAAAGGAAGCUGAAGACAAGGACGUGCUCCAAGCAAAUCAACAGUUAUCAUCAGCCCGGUUAACUGGACAAGCAGUAAUAAGAGCUGCUGAGAAACAAGAUUGGCCUGAAACUCAGGCUCUACUACCAGUGUUGAAGGAAUUGUUAAAUGAUGUUACAGAAUAUAUGAAAUCUAUAAUGUAAUAUUUGUUUUAUUUUU